Aspergillus clavatus NRRL 1 is the source of this 1203-nucleotide messenger RNA. RefSeq lists its product as uncharacterized. Lineage: Eukaryota; Fungi; Ascomycota; Eurotiomycetes; Eurotiales; Aspergillaceae. Bases 1 to 1203 code for a protein of 400 amino acids. Gene Ontology annotation, biological process: intracellular monoatomic cation homeostasis. The record is from RefSeq and is a predicted model, not a curated record. Gene Ontology annotation, molecular function: ribosome binding. Gene Ontology annotation, cellular component: mitochondrial inner membrane. The transcript has a single exon.
AUGCCUUUCUCCGUCUCGGCCCACCAAGGCCUGCGUACGCGGGUUCAGCGUCCCGCCAUCACCUCCGUGGCAUCGGUGCUUGUCCGGCGUCAGCAUCAGCAUCAGCAUCACCAUCACUAUCACUAUUACCAUCAACCCGCGGCGAUUCGCGAUUGCUACAGUUACGACUACAGCUACGGCUCCAGCUCCAGCUCCAGAUUGCUCGCCCGAGGCUACGCCACGCGCUCGUCGCUGUCCAAAUCCCACUCCCGCCCUCCCUCUGCCGGCCAGCCAGACACACCCACCGUGCCCUCCACCACCUCGACCGCGACAACCACGCUCGCCAACGAUGUCAACCCGCCACCGAGCACACGGCCCGCCGACCUCAACCUCCCCGAGCCCGCCAGCCCGGCCGCCUCCCCCGCCGACAAGCUGAAGCGCUACAUCGCCGUGGGCCGCGCCUACCUCGCCUUCUACAAGACCGGCCUCAAAAACGUCUACCACAACUACCGCGCCGCGAUCCCGCUCCGCCGCGCCCUGCACCUCCCCGCAUACCUCCCCACCUCGCCCCCGGCGACCCGUUCCUUCGAGGACUCCGCCCGCGCCCUCACGCCCCCGCUCUCCCGCGCAAGCUUCCAGCUCGUCCGCCGCGCCGCCUACGACCUCCGCCGCAUGAUCCCCUUCUCCCUCCUCCUCCUCGUCUGUGGCGAACUCACCCCGCUCGUCGUCCUCGCCCUCGGCAACGCCGUCACCCCUUUCACCUGCCGCGUGCCGCGCCAGCGCCAGAAGGAGCGCGCCCUGCGCGCCGCCCGCAAACGCGCCGCGCUCGCGGCCGACCCGCAGACCCUGGCGCUGGCCGCCGGGUCGGAUGCCGAGCGCCGUCGGCUGGUGGCCGACUUUGCCAGCCGCGAGUGGAUCGACCGCGCCGAUGAUGCCGCCGUGCUGCGCGCCUGUGCCGCCCUGGGCCUGGUGCGCUCGCAUGUCCGUCCCGCUGUCCUCGUGGGCGCCGUGUAUCGCCCUCGCCUGCGGCGGUAUGCCGAGUACCUGGCCCUGGAUGAUCGGUUGCUGCGCGCCGCCGCCGGCGGCGUCUCGGCGUUGGAGGCCGUCGAGGUGCGCAUUGCUGUGGAGGAGCGCGGUGGUGUGGGCGUGGCGGAUGGGCUGGACGGGUGGGAGGCGGAACGCGAGGAGAGGCGGUGGUUGGAGAAGUGGUUGGAGAGGUCGUGA